Pseudomassariella vexata is the source of this 2195-nucleotide messenger RNA. RefSeq lists its product as uncharacterized. Gene Ontology annotation, cellular component: rDNA heterochromatin; SHREC complex. The coding region runs from base 205 to 1887 and encodes 560 amino acids. Gene Ontology annotation, biological process: silent mating-type cassette heterochromatin formation. Lineage: Eukaryota; Fungi; Ascomycota; Sordariomycetes; Amphisphaeriales; Pseudomassariaceae. The record is from RefSeq and is a predicted model, not a curated record. The transcript has 3 exons.
CAAAGUUGGACACCUUUCAUCCCGUCUUGUAGAGGUUUGUGGCCCCUCAAGUUUCUACCACGCAGAACACGCAACACGCACUAUCGCGAAGACACCACUCACUGCAAAUUCCCUGUACUUCUUCUCGAAACCCGGUUCAAAUCGCGAUUCUUGACCAAUUAGUCUCGCGGUGGACGGCAUCGACCCGCUAAGACGAGGAGCAUCAUGACGGAAAAACUGUACCCGUUCGCGCUAGCGGACGGCUCCAGUGACGGGAAGCAGUGGAAUGAUGCGCAGUUCAAUUCCUUGCAUUCCAAGCUUGAUGAAAAUGACAAGAGAUAUGCGGACUGGAAGUUCAAGUUGGGUGGAAUGCUUCGAGAACAACUUCUUCCUGGGCCCGAGUAUCGAGAUCGAACCUACUAUCUGAGGAGUCUUCCCGAGCACUACCAUAUCCGUGUCAAAACGAACCCUAAGAAUGGUCGGUCAGAUUACUAUCUGUACGGAUAUCCCGAGGGCAAGAAACCAAAGCCAUUCAGAUCUCCCAACGAUUUCUUCCCCCAUCUGCUAUGGCUUGCUGGAGGUAGCGGGGACAAGUCCCUCUGUUCGUGUGUUCUGUGCAACCCAGACCAGGCCAGACCUGAUUGGUGGCCGGAACAGACAGCAUUCGCCCAUUCAGUUUCUGAUGCACCACCUGAUGCUCCUUCUGCUGUCACAAUUGCAUCUCCUGUACCGUCCUCGCUGGGAAAUAAUACUGGGAUGAAGAGAUCUGCUUCGGCGCCCGGAUCUGCCGCCUCGAAGCCCUUUACUGGAAGUAAACAAACACCCCAGUCUCCAGCACCACCACCAAUCACGCCUGUUUCGGGGCCGACAAGUUCUGGUCAACCCCAAUCUUCGGAGACACCUCUACAGCGAGUACCGCAUACUCAGUUGAUCUUCAGAGAGGGCGAGGUGGUCUGGUUUAAGAACAACAACGCUUGGCGAAUUGGCAUGGCCCUGCAGACUUUGCCGGCCGAACCUGGCAACUCAAGCGCAUCCAGAUGUAUCAUCAAACCGCUUGCGCACGCCUAUUUCCAUAAUGAGAAUGCCAUCAAGAACGAGACCGACAUGAGACCGUUCCUCGCGUUCAGCGUGCCCCCCGUCAACCCAAACGUGACAAGGGGUCAAUUAAUGAAGGAUAUCCCUUGGGGGCAGCUCCAAACACAGCUGGCAGGAGAGGACAAAGCAAAACAAGAGCUAGUCGGCCUUGAGGCGUCGAAAUUGGCUGCCAUUGAGAUAGACCACUCGUAUUCAACCUUCAACCCCAUGCAGACAUCUCAGCAGAGCCCUGAUAUACAGCAUGUUGGUGGAGUGUUUCUUGGUGCUGAAAGAAUUACUAUGGGGGAAGCGGUUCGCGUCCGUCUCAGCCAAAACGAGAUCGACCCGACCUGGACGAAGGGCCUGCCAAUCGUCAUGGUAGUGCGCGAUAUCUUCAUUGCGGCGGGAAGCGGACUUUUUUUUCGUGGAGACGUGUACCGUCUGGAGGAGACGGCGAACCAGCAACAAGCGCCUCAUCAAGCGCAACUCCCGGCCGAGCUGAUCAGGGAGAAGUCGUUCCGUGACCAGGUCAAGCAACGACUGGGAACUCGUUUCGACUGGAUCAUGGUGCAGCAAGAUGUCACCAAACCUGAGAACUCCAUGAGGGGCAGGUUCUACGAAACAUCGAGGCUUAUGCCCAUCAUUGACGCGGCAAAGUUCCAGGCAGCUUUGAGUAAGGCCGUGGUAGAGGAUGUGCAGGCGUACUUGAACGACCGCAUGAAUUCGGACGGACCGUAUCUUGGUCGCAGGCGAAAUCGAUCCGCCACGCUGGUGGGAGCCGUCCCGGAUGGCUUUUACUUGCCGCUGGGACCCGGAGUUUUGGAAGACCCUUAGGUUGGGCUUAUUUUACUCUUUACAUGCUUCUUCCAAUCGUCGAUCGAACUCGUGUUGUUCCAGGAGAGCGUCCUUGACUUGCUUAUCGGUCAUCGCUUCAAUACGUGGAAAGUCGCAAUAGAACGGUCGGUUGUCAUGGACCAAGCUUCAACAAGCAGAAGGAAACGCUUUAGUAUGCGGAGAGUAGGAUGGAAUCGUUGGUUGCUAUGAGCUUAGUCUCAACUAAUGGAAGGAAACGCUUUAGUUUUCUAUGUAACUCAAUUUAAGGAUUUCGGAAUUGGAAUAUGAAUAUCCCACGAGACAUUGUC